Messenger RNA from Perkinsus marinus ATCC 50983, 447 nucleotides. RefSeq lists its product as hypothetical. NCBI's taxonomy places the organism in Eukaryota, Perkinsozoa, Perkinsida, Perkinsidae. The coding region runs from base 1 to 447 and encodes 148 amino acids. The record is from RefSeq and is a predicted model, not a curated record. The transcript has 2 exons.
AUGUAUGACAUUAAUGAAGGAUCUCGAGCAGCCGUGCUCGCGCGACAAAGCUUAGCGCGACUGAGGUUAGUGCGACAGAGCUCAGCGCGACACUGGUUACGUAGACAAAAUGCAGCCGAGAACGGUGCCUCUGAUCACGAGACUCCUGAUCACGAGACUCCUGACGACGGGACUCCUGACGACGGGACUCCUGACGACGGGACUCCUGACGACGGGACUCCUGACGACGGGACUCCUGACGACGAGACUACUGACGACGAGACUUCUGGUGAAGAGACUUCUGGUGAAGAGACUUCAGCCGAUGAGACUUCUGGUGAUGAGGCUCCAUCUGAAGUAACUCAUGGCGAGAUUCAAGAAAGCUUCCAACGGGAGCCACAGAUUCCAUUCAACGAGAUUCUAUUCAGGAGUCCCACACGCGACGAGACUCUGCGAAACAUGGAAAGCUGA